Lithohypha guttulata is the source of this 954-nucleotide messenger RNA. It is a transcript of the gene txl1, whose product is annotated as Thioredoxin-like protein 1. Gene Ontology annotation, cellular component: cytosol. Gene Ontology annotation, molecular function: protein-disulfide reductase activity. Bases 1 to 954 code for a protein of 317 amino acids. The transcript has 2 exons. NCBI's taxonomy places the organism in Eukaryota, Fungi, Ascomycota, Eurotiomycetes, Chaetothyriales, Trichomeriaceae. The record is from RefSeq and is a predicted model, not a curated record.
AUGACUUCAAAAACAGUACAAAUCGAAUCGACAACACAAUUCUCGAACCUCCUCUCCUCGAGCGCCAUCGUAGUCGCUGAUUUCUACGCAGACUGGUGUGGACCAUGUCAACAGAUCGCCCCCAUAUAUGAGCAGCUCUCGGCUCAGCUGUCCCGACCAAAUAAGAUUACCUUCACAAAAAUCAACACAGAUAGACAACAAGAACUCUCUCAAGCAUAUGGAGUGACUGCGAUGCCAACCUUUAUGAUCUUCAAGAAUGCACGCCAAAUUGAACAUAUCCAAGGCGCCAACCCUCAGAAGUUGAGUACCGCAAUCAAGAAGGUGGCCGAGGAAGCAAACAAGAUCGAUAGUGGAGAGGGCUCAGCAGGUUCAUCAGGACAGUACUGGCUCGGUGCGGCGCUACCGAAGAAUUACUACGAUGUAACGGACCAAGUGGAUGUACUGGGUCUGGAGCUACUGAAUUGGGAAACUUCAAAGGGAGGCGCUAGGGCGAUAUUUAAUACAGCGAAGCCCAAAGAAAACGACGACAAGGAUUACGUCGAAUCCGACACCGACGAACAACUCAUGAUAUAUGUACCAUUCCAAUCUACCUUGAAAGUCCGUUCUUUACACAUCACAUCCGCGCCCACAGACACAGACGAUGACGAGCAGCCAUCGCGGCCAAAGGUUCUCAAGAUUUUCACAAACAAGCCUCAAGCUCUUUCCUUCGACGAUGCCGAAAGCAAUGCCGCCACGCAGGAUGUAACGCUGACAGAAAAAGACUGGGACCCUAAGACGAACACCGCUAAGAUCGAAUUACGGUUUGUGAAAUUCCAAAACGUCAGCAGUCUAGUAAUAUUCGUGGCGGAAAGCGAGGCAGAUAAUGAGAAGGUCAGAAUAGACAGAAUCAGGAUCAUCGGCGAGAGUGGUGAGAAGAGAGAUGGUAAGAUUGAGAAGAUAAGUCAUGACGAUUGA